AUGAAGUUCAACGGUAUCGAAAGUAAUUUGAACGAUGAGCAGAUGCAAAUACGUCGUGUUGCAUUUUUUUCAAUUGUUAUUUCGACCGUCGCAGUAAUUGCUUCCAUUAUUACCCUUCCAAUGUUAUACAGCUUUGUUCAGUCCUUUCAAUCUCAUCUUAUUGCUGAAGCUGAUUUCUGUAAGUCCCGGUCUCGGGAUAUGUGGCAAGAAAUGAACUUAAUUGAUAAGAGUUAUCGGGUCAAACGAGAAGCAGGUACUUGGCUGUUCGGUCAAUUUAUACCACGUGCAUCUGGUACUAAAAAUUACGAUUUGGGAAGUGCCAGCUAUGGUAAUGAAAUUCCUACACCUUAUGCUGGCCGAGGAGGAGAUGAAUCUAAUGAUGGAGAUCUUUAUGGAGGUUCUAACAGUGGCAAUACUUAUGGAAGUGAUGGUAAUCAAUACAGUAGCGAUAAUAGUGAUUACAGUAAGCCAAAGAUAUCAUCAGGUUACGGUCCAGGUCCAAUAAUCAAUGCAGAACCAAACGUUGGAAGUUUCUGUUGUCCAUGUCAGCAGGGCCCUGUAGGACCACCAGGACCACCUGGUGAUCCUGGUCCUGAUGGAAAUGAUGGUGAGCCAGGCAAGAAUGGUGAUAAAGGAAAAGAUGGACAGGUUCUAAAAGCAGCAGUUGGAAUCGAAGAGCCAUGUAUUAUUUGUCCACCUGGACCACCCGGUCCAGCAGGUCAAGCUGGUCCAAAAGGACCACAAGGACCGAAGGGUGCUGAAGGUGCAAGAGGUGAAGAUGGGAAAAACGGAGAACCUGGCAUAACUGGUGCUGCAGGACCAGUUGGACUACCAGGAAAGGAAGGAUUGCCUGGACCUCCUGGUGAACCCGGACAUCUCAUUCCAAUUGAUGGACCUCCUGGACCCAUAGGACUACCUGGACCACCGGGACCACUUGGUCCAAAAGGACUCCCAGGACCGGAUGGAGCCACUGAAGAUGGUCCUCAAGGACCACCAGGAAAUGAAGGUGUACCGGGACCACGCGGAGAGAGAGGUCUGGAAGGACAACCAGGAUUACCAGGAGAACGAGGAGAAAGCGGUUCAUGCGAACACUGUCCCGAGCCACGUACACCACCGGGCUACUGA
Messenger RNA from Acanthocheilonema viteae, 1125 nucleotides. Lineage: Eukaryota; Metazoa; Nematoda; Chromadorea; Rhabditida; Onchocercidae. The record is from the annotation of a GenBank genome assembly.